Antechinus flavipes (yellow-footed antechinus) is the source of this 1808-nucleotide messenger RNA. It is a transcript of the gene SPESP1, whose product is annotated as sperm equatorial segment protein 1. Gene Ontology annotation, cellular component: acrosomal vesicle. NCBI's taxonomy places the organism in Eukaryota, Metazoa, Chordata, Mammalia, Dasyuromorphia, Dasyuridae. The record is from RefSeq and is a predicted model, not a curated record. Gene Ontology annotation, biological process: fusion of sperm to egg plasma membrane involved in single fertilization; acrosome reaction. The transcript has a single exon. The coding region runs from base 344 to 1726 and encodes 460 amino acids.
UACAGGAAUCUCCCUCCGGGAGUUGGCUGCCCUCAAGGCAAAGCAGGCUGGGAAAGGAAAGGCAGGUAGAGUCAGAGGCAAGUACAAGUCCUGCUCUGUAGAGGGGCAGGUCUCUCCAGAGGGUGGUCAGCCGGGUGCGGCAAGAAGAGCGAAGCUGCUGCUGUUUUCGAGCCCCUUCUGGUAGCAGCGGUGCCCCUAAGGGCUGCACACGCUGGGGUACCAACUGUUCAAUUGGCUAAGGCUGCCAAUUGGUGAAGCUGAGUACCAGUCAGUGGUCAAUUGGUCCUGAGCGCUCUCUCUCGGUUCUGACCCCUGCUACGAUGGCCUGAGACAGCCAGGGAAGAUGAGUGCCAAAGUGGCAGUGCUUUUGGCCAUGUUAUGGCUCUGGCACCUACCAAUCAUGGCCUACCCACCACUGUGGACUCACGAUGACGAGCGGGUGAACAAAGAAAACAGCAUCCUGAAGCAUUAUGCUGAAAUCCUACAGCAGAUGGCCCUGGGCGUGCCAACACGGAGACCCCCUGUAAAGAAGAAAACUACUAUUGUCAGUUCCACGGUGGGCAAGAAAACCAAGAAAGGCACCAAGAAGAAGAACUCAGAAGGUAUUCGGAAGGAUAUUCUGGAGGAAAUCCCAGAUGUCCUGGCCUCUAAAUCUCAUAAAUCUAACAGGACAAAGCCUCUGAUGUUCCUGAUGAAAGAGCAAGGCUGGCCUAAGGAAAAGCUGGAGCUUGAGAAUGCCAUCCGGCACACCAGGAAUCAGGACACAAAAGAGCAAGAGAGGACAAGCAACAGUGCUGCCGUAGUGGCACCUGGCAACCUGGAAAACGCAAACAAGGACUAUUUGGAUGGGAAGAAUACGAAUUUGAAGGAUGCCCACAGCCGUGCUUUAGAAACUUAUAAAUUGGAUGGUGGAGAUGAAGCUGAGAAUUCAGAAAUGAAGAAAACUGUGACCUCGACUGUGGAACUAACUGUAAAAAUGGCUGGGGACCCUAACCUCCAACCCGUUAGGAAAAUGCCCAAGAAGCUGAGCGUCCAACCACCUGUAAAUGUAGCUCCUAAACCUGCCAAAGGGCUUUGGAAAGCAUCUCAGGACUCGGCUUUGAAACUCACUGACGAAACUUCCCAACAAUCGAAACCAGCUAUCCCAGGGAAAGGGGUUAAACCAGGACAAAUGGCUCUAGUGGCUCCAUUCGCCAUGAGCUACCCAGGGAUACCGAUGCCCGAUUUAGGAACAGGGAUCUUCCAGACAACAGAGGAAGACAAAGAACAAUGGGGUAGAGAUCAAGCAGUGGAAGAUCUAAUUCUGAGAAAAAUCUCAGACAUAAAUACCGAGAUAAAACAUGCAUUGAAAAAUACAAAACACCACAUAGAAUUCAAAGACGAUGUUGAAUCUGCCCAAAAAUAUCUAAUGCAAAGCCUUGCCUUAGUAGAUAGAGAAAACACACCCAGCAAUGGAAAUAAACCUCAGAAGUUAAUAAAAGAAAAGGAUGAGAAUGAAAAGCUUAGAUUGUUUAUUAAUUUCUUAUAUGAUUUCAGGUCUCAGCUAAUUGCAUUCUUAGAUACUAGGAAUAUUCCAUUUGAUCUUCAAGAAAAAGCUGCUAUUAUAUCCAAUAUUAUAGAAGAAAAGCUUUGUGAAAAUAAACAAAAAAAGGAAAAUAUUAUUAAGGGAUUAUUAGAGGAAAAUAUAAGAAUGUUGAACAUGCUUAAUAUUACAGCAAACCCAUGAUUACCUUUAAAUUGGAUUGUCUAUUUCUGAGAAGCUAUUUUUUUUUCCUUAAAUGUAUAAGUAAAAUUUCUACUGUCCAACA